Molecule: messenger RNA, 1078 nt
Organism: Macaca mulatta (Rhesus monkey)
Lineage: Eukaryota; Metazoa; Chordata; Mammalia; Primates; Cercopithecidae
Gene: MYL6B
Product: myosin light chain 6B
Cellular component (GO): myosin II complex
Molecular function (GO): calcium ion binding; structural constituent of muscle
Source: RefSeq, a predicted model, not a curated record
GGACAUGGAAGGACACUGAGUCACCAAACGCCGCCAUGGGCCGGAAGCCACCGCCCUAGCCUCAGCUGCAAUCUAGAGCGCGGCGUAUCCCGUGAGCCCACUGGGGACUACGACUCCCGGCAUGCUCCGCGGCCGUCGGAAUUAACCCUUCAGGGCUGGGGGGCCGCGCUGUGCACCGCCCCCUCCCCAGCCACAGACGCGGACCCCGCAGGAGAUGGGUGCCCCCAUCCGCACACUGUCCUUUGGCCACCGGACAUCAUGCCUCCCAAGAAGGAUGUUCCCGUGAAGAAACCAGCAGGGCCCUCCAUCUCCAAACCUGCUGCUAAGCCAGCAGCAGCAGCAGGGGCUCCUCCAGCCAAGAGCAAAGCUGAGCCAGCUGUCCCCCAGGCCCCUCAGAAAACCCAGGAGCCUCCAAUCGAUCUCUCCAAAGUGGUGAUCGAGUUUAACAAGGACCAGCUGGAGGAGUUCAAGGAGGCCUUCGAGCUGUUUGACCGAGUGGGGGAUGGCAAGAUCCUGUACAGCCAGUGUGGGGACGUGAUGAGGGCCCUGGGCCAGAACCCCACCAACGCCGAGGUGCUCAAGGUCCUGGGGAACCCCAAGAGUGAUGAGCUGAAGUCCCGGCGUGUGGACUUUGAAACUUUCCUGCCCAUGCUCCAGGCAGUGGCCAAGAACCGGGACCAAGGCACAUAUGAGGACUACUUGGAGGGGCUUCGUGUGUUUGACAAGGAGGGGGACGGCAAAGUCAUGGGAGCAGAGCUCAGACAUGUUCUCACCACCCUCGGUGAGGCAGGCAAGGGGGACCAGAACUACUUUAGAGUGGAGAGGGGAAUGGGGUGGGCCAGAAAAAAGACUGGCCAGAUAAGCAGAGCCAGCAGGAGGAUUACUAUCCUGCAGGUUGUCGGCAGGAGACUGAGAAGGUCAGAGCUGUGGGGGUAGAAUCUGAAGGUCUUGCUCUUCCAGAGUCUAAAGUGCCUUCCAGAGGACAGAGGAAAAGGGAUGAGGCAGGAAAUCUGAAUUUUCAUUUUGGAAGAGACGUGUGGGUUGUGUGUUCUGGUACAAGUCUCUUAACCUCCUGGAA